AUGCACCGCGGGCCUUUUGGGGGAACUGGCGUGAGCCGGACACCACUUGCGAAAUUCUUCAGUGAGCUACUAGUCGAGCCAUCGGACCCAUUGCUGAAGAUUCACUCGAUCGACUACCUCUGCUUCAGGGGUAACAAGCACUGGCAGUAUGAUGCACUCUACGCCACGCUUGCGCGAGCGAGGACUCCAGUAGCAACCCUUACAGUAGCUGAUGAGGCGCCAAGUCGAGCUCGGGUGGGGCUCCUAGCAGAGGCCUUGUUUUUCCCGCCUACGUCCAGCCGUACCUCGUCCUACCCAUCCAUUCGCGGCCUCAAUAUCUCGUGCUCAAGUCUGUGCAAACCUCAUCUUCAGACGAUUGUGGAUAUCGUCAGGGGGAAAGGAGGUCGGUCUGGCGUGGAGCAAUCUAGCGAUCAAGGACGUUUGGUUGAGGUGAUCGUUCCGGGUUAUGGCGUAUUCCAGGUUCCUCGCGGUGCUGUGGUCUCACAAGAAGCCAAGGUGGGCCAUGGAUUGGAUGCCACUUCACGUGAAACUGAGCCGGUCAAUUCACUUUUGAUGAACUUUUCUGGUAGUUCGGGCGCAUUGGAGAAUCUACUGGGACAGAUUGGGUGGCCCUUACGCAGUCUUACGCUCCACUUUCUUCGCAAGCUGAAUGCUACGAAACUCAUGACGGCCAUACUGACGUCGUGCCCAAAGCUGACGAGUCUGUCGCUUUAUACGAGUGAUGUCGACCUGGAUCAGCUUAUCACUACUUACGAGCAAUUUGGUGGAGAAAGACAACCGGCGGCAAUUUUGUCCUUGGCGUUGAUAAAUGUCGACAACAUUGGAGCGGAUCACGGGGUGUUGUUCGCGGAACGCUUAGGCGACUCAACGACCCGUCUGGCCAAGCAUUUGGUGGAGUUCACUAUCGAGACAGGGCAGGAAUCCCCCGCCGUCAACGACUCGACUCUUCGAGCCCUGUGGUUUGCACUGAAGAGCAACAGGAAAUAA
Messenger RNA from Phytophthora sojae, 987 nucleotides. RefSeq lists its product as hypothetical. The record is from RefSeq and is a predicted model, not a curated record. The coding region runs from base 1 to 987 and encodes 328 amino acids. Lineage: Eukaryota; Oomycota; Peronosporomycetes; Peronosporales; Peronosporaceae. The transcript has a single exon.